This is a messenger RNA of Osmerus eperlanus (European smelt), 5331 nucleotides long. It is a transcript of the gene usp4, whose product is annotated as ubiquitin specific peptidase 4 (proto-oncogene). Gene Ontology annotation, cellular component: nucleus. Gene Ontology annotation, biological process: protein deubiquitination. The transcript has 22 exons. Gene Ontology annotation, molecular function: cysteine-type deubiquitinase activity. Lineage: Eukaryota; Metazoa; Chordata; Actinopteri; Osmeriformes; Osmeridae. The record is from RefSeq and is a predicted model, not a curated record. Bases 40 to 3102 code for a protein of 1020 amino acids.
GUUCGUACUGCGCGUUCGCGAUCCCGGCUUACUCAUUUCAUGAUGGCCGAGGGAGGCGGACCCGAGUCGGGUAACGCGACAGACUCCGAUCCGGAGCCGGUAGCCGCGCAGAUACCGACGCCUUCAACAGAAAGUCAAAAACAGACUAUCGGAACACUUCUCAAAACAACUCUUCGAAGGGGCGACGAAUGGUUCCUGAUUGACAGCAGAUGGUUUAAACAGUGGAAGAAGUAUGUGGGCUUUGACAGCUGGGAUAUGUACAACGUUGGAGAGCACAGUCUCUAUCCAGGACCCAUCGACAACUCUGGGUUGUUCUCGGACCAAGAGACCCAAAUCUUGAAGGAGCACCUUAUAGAUGAGCUGGACUAUGUCCUGGUCCCCACAGAGGCCUGGAACAAGCUCGUCCACUGGUACGGGUGCCUUGAAGACCAGCAGCCCAUCGUUAGAAAGGUGGUGGAACAUGGCAUGUUUGUGAAGCACUGUAAGGUGGAAGUCUACCUGUUGGAAUUAAACCUGUGUGAGAAUAACAACAUGGACAAUGUGGUCACGCGUCACUUCAGCAAAGCCGACACCAUAGACACCAUAGAGAAGGAGAUGAGGUUGUUGUUUGAGAUCCCAUCCGGGAGCGAGACGCGGCUGUGGAACAAGUACAUGAGCAACACGUAUGAGCAGCUGAACAAGCCGGACAGCACCGUGCAGGAUGCCGGUCUCUUCCAGGGCCAGGUGCUUGUGAUCGAACGCAAGAAUGAGGACGGCAGUUGGCCUAGACAAGCUUCCCAUCCAAAAUCUAGUACAGCAACCUCCAGGAAUUUCACUACCUCCCCAAAGCUCUCUUCCACCUCCUCAGCACCCAUCUCCUCCACCUCCUCAGCACCUAUCUCCUCCACCGUCACUAACGGAGACAGCAGCAGCAGCUCAGGCUACACGCUGAACAACAGCACCUCCUCUGGAAACAGAUUGGGGGGAUACAACUCCUACAGCUCCUCCUACAACUACAGAGAGUCGGCAUCCCAACCUGGCUUAUGUGGCCUCAGUAACCUAGGCAACACCUGCUUUAUGAACUCUGCCCUCCAGUGCCUGAGCAAUGCGUCCCCCCUCACCGAAUACUUCCUGGACGACCAGUACGAGGCAGAGAUCAACCGGGAGAACCCACUCGGGAUGAGGGGGGAGAUCGCAGAGGCCUACGCAGACCUGGUCAAGCAGAUGUGGCUCAGCCGAAGCAGCUACGUAGCCCCCCGCACCUUUAAAACCCAGGUGGGGCGCUUUGCCCCCCAGUUUUCGGGCUACCAGCAGCAGGACUCCCAGGAGCUUCUGGCCUUCCUGCUGGAUGGCCUCCACGAGGACCUGAACCGUGUCAAGAAGAAGCCUUACCUUGCCCUGAGAGACGCAGAGGGCCGCCCCGACGAGAUUGUAGCUAAGGAAUCCUGGAGUAACCACCGGCUGCGGAACGACUCCAUCAUCGUGGACAUCUUUCACGGCCUCUUCAAGUCCACCCUGGUGUGUCCGGAGUGCUCCAAGGUCUCUGUGACCUUUGACCCUUUCUGCUACCUCACGCUGCCUUUGCCCAUGAAGAAGGAUCGCACCAUGGAGGUGUUUCUGGUCCGCUCCGACCCCCAGUCCAGACCUACGCAGUACCGAGUGGUGGUCCCCAAGCUGGGAGCAGUGACAGACCUGUGCGCCGCUCUGUCCAGACUCUCUGGCAUCCCUGCGGAGAACAUGGUGGUGGCCGACGUUUACAAUCACAGGUUCCACAAGAUCUACAGACGAGACGAUGGGCUCAACCAGAUCAUGGAGAAAGAUGACAUCUUUGUGUACGAGGUUCAGGAGGAGGACAGUGAGAGGAUGAACCUGCCUGUGUACUUCAGGGAGCGCCACUCCAAACACCCAGGGGGCUCCACGGGCACCAUGCUGUUUGGACAGCCGCUGCUCAUCACUGUGCCCAGGCACAACCUGGUCGCCGACACUCUCUACGAGAAAGUGCUGGAAAGGAUUGGGCGCUACGUGAAGCGUGUGGCGAGCCCCGGUGGCGAGGGGCGGGCCUCGGCCUCCGCCAGCUGCAGCCAGGCCUCGGAGUGCUCCACGGUGGCCACGGCGACGUCCAAUCACAACGCGGGGCCGGCCAAGUGCGGCAGCCCACCUUCUGGCUCCAGCAACGGCAGCAGCCACGCAGGGACUUGCAACGGACCCAACGGCGUGUGUGAGGGUGAGGAGGAGGCCAUGGAGCACCAGGUGAGCCCCGAGCCGGAGAACGGCCAAUCGGAGGAGGGUGAGGAAGAGGAGGAGGAAGGGGGGGCGUCGGACGUGGAGAACGGGCCGAAGAGCGGUGGGAAGAAGCGGCCGUCCAGCAGCCGGCCUCCCAGACUCUUCACCUUCAGCAUGGUCAACUCCUACGGCACCGCCAACAUCAGCCCCCUGCCUUGCGACGGCAACGUCCUCAAACUCAACACACAUUCCACCGUGGCAAUAGACUGGGACUCGGACACCAAGAAGCUGUGUUACGACGACAGAGAGGAAGAGGCCUAUGAGAAGCACGACAGCAUGCUGCAGCUGCAGAAGAAGAAGGCCAGCGUGGCUCUGAGAGAGUGCAUCGAGCUCUUCACGACCAUGGAGACACUGGGGGAGCACGAUCCCUGGUACUGCCCCACCUGUAAGAAGCACCAACAGGCCACCAAGAAGUUUGACCUGUGGUCGCUGCCUCGCGUCCUGGUGGUCCACCUGAAACGCUUCUCCUAUAACCGCUGCUGGAGAGACAAGCUGGACACCGUGGUGGACUUCCCUGUCAGGGACCUGAACAUGUCUGAGUUUGUGUGCGACCCCAAGGCCGGCCCCUAUAUCUAUGACCUCAUCGCUGUCUCGAACCACUAUGGAGGAAUGGGCGGAGGCCACUACACGGCCUACGGCAAGAACAAAGCAGACGGGAAAUGGCACUACUUUGACGACAGCAGCGUGUCUGCCGCAUCGGAGGACCAGAUAGUGACAAAAGCUGCUUACGUGCUCUUCUACCAGCGGCGUGACGCGGGCGACGCCCCCCUGAAGCCCGCCUCCCCCUCUCUGGGGGGCGCCGGCCCAGAAGCAGCCGACUAUCACAUGGACACCAACUGAGCGUGCGGCGCUGGGGCCGGCGGAGGCGUGACAUGCACUGAAGCAAACGACGACGACACGACAAGAGACACGUUGACACACACACACACACACACCCGAGCUUCUUCAGUGACAGUGAGACUGCAGAGUCAAUAUUAUUAUUAUUAUUCCUUCUCACACACCCUGCACCCCUGUGUUUUGUUUUUGAUGAUCUUAUAUACAUCGUCACGGAGAUCGGAACGCCUUGUCUGUCAGACGAGCAACUUAAGAGACAUCCCCCUGGAGCUGCUGGUGUUGUCCGCUUAGUUGGGGGGGGGGGGGGGGCGAGAGAAACCACUGAGAGGAGUAUAGAAGAAGGUGAAGUAUCCUCUCACUGGACACAUGAGAUUGUUAGAAGUGACCUAAAAAUGCAUAGUGAUUUAACGCAGACUUUUCUGUUUUACCCGCUAGAAAAGUUCGAAAAUAAAAAAAAGCCAAAUCUUGUUUUCAACCAAAGCGUUCCAAAUUAUACAUGGAAAGGGAAUGUACCAACUCUUUUUGUGUGAGGCUGGAGGGUCGGGGAUGAGAGAAAGGUCAUGUUUGUUAGCCUUUCAGGUUUUGGAGAAUUUAUGCAAACAUGCUCGUAACAUUGCGAUGAGCUCAGGGGUCAGCACGUGGCUGGGACUGACGUGUGACCUUAACCAGACGCGUGGAGAUUUGAUCCAGUCAGCUCGAGGUGUCUCAGCUUGCUGCAGACACACUCCUAUUGGUCUAAGAGACUGUGUGUUGCUGUGUCCAGGUUGUUUCUCUGUGUAAACUCCCUUCCUCCCCAUCUCUCACCAACCCCCCCCCCCCCGCCUCCUCUCCCUCACCACCCCCCCCCCCCCCCUUCCAAGCCGAUCGACUGCUCGUUCGUUGUGAAGCCUAGCAUGCUAGCUAGCUCCUGUUUCUUUCAUACACCUUGACUCAAGGGGAAAUAAUCCAGUUAACAAAAAACGUCUUGACGCACGCACUCUCACACACACACACACUCACACAAUGCUACAGCGGCCUUUGGUUUUGCAACCUGUUUGAAGAGGAGGAACUUUUAGUUGUCACAGGAUUUCAUGGUUAAAACCUUUUUGUUUGCAUUUGGAAAGUGUGAAUAUUUGGGAUGUAUGAUAAGGCCUUAGCGUAGAGAUCUCACAGCUAGCGGUUGAAAGCUAUACUUAAUUGCUCCCCCCUGGUACACGUGCAGAUGGCUUAUAUUGUACAGUGUUGCAGCUCUGCAUUCGUAUGGCUGUAUUCAAUAUCUACAAAAGCACGUGGAGUGAAGCUGACUUCAGACCAGUAAAGAAAGUGGUGCUUGAAUUUUUUUUUUUUACUUGAAACUGCUGACGAUCAACAAUAAGCAGUCUUAUGUCAUCAGGAGGAAUGGGAGAGCAGUGAGUGAAUGAUCUGUGUGUUCUGCUGGGCACAGGCACCUGCUGUCCAGCUUUUAGUCUUUUUCCAAAUGACUCGGCCAAUGAAAUCGCUAUUGAAAAUAAAAUGUUAUAGAUAAGUCUUGUUUGUCAAUGGGAACAUUCAGUUAGAGUAACGAGUAAUACAAACAAGUUUAACAAAUGAUUUUUUUUGUUGCUAUGUGCUGUAGCUUGGUACCCCAUACAAAGCUGGCUGAUGCCAACUACAUGUGUUGUUUGAGAAAAGGGCUGUUGGUGACAUGGCCAUAAUACAGUAGAAUAUGCGUCAGCAGCUAGUGUCUCUAAAAUCACCAACCCCAGAUUCAGUAGCCAAUAGUCUUGUGAGAACAUAACCAGUGACACCUUUUAUGGAUGAUUAAAAAAAAGACAAAGUAGAUGCACCUUGGCAUUUGUCUUGUGCUUUUCCCAUGUCACAGCAGCAUGUUCAGAGAGAGGUCUUUCAGACGACACACCACUCUAAUGAUGCGGCCCAUCUCAGAUGAGAACUUUAAUUACUAUAACCAUAUUUAUGCCAAUGAAUAGAAAAGCUUUAUAUUAUCUCUGUAAUAUUCCGCUAAAGUCAGUUAAAAAACAACAAAAAACAUUCAGCUGUCCAAAAACAUAUUUACAUUUUCUUUAAAUCAUGAGCGACUUCUACACUUCAGUUUAAGUUUGCUGUUAAAAAUAUUUAUUAGAUGUAAAUAAUCACAAUAUUUGAGAUAGAUACAUAACUGUCCUUAUAUUUAUCAUAUUGCCCAUAUCUGCAAUAUUUGUUUUUAAUGGGAAGUUAUUUGGAUUGAAAAUACAAUAAAGAUUGGAAGGCUUAAAAGGA